Messenger RNA from Pestalotiopsis fici W106-1, 729 nucleotides. RefSeq lists its product as uncharacterized. NCBI's taxonomy places the organism in Eukaryota, Fungi, Ascomycota, Sordariomycetes, Amphisphaeriales, Sporocadaceae. The coding region runs from base 1 to 729 and encodes 242 amino acids. The transcript has 2 exons. Gene Ontology annotation, biological process: regulation of transcription by RNA polymerase II. Gene Ontology annotation, molecular function: RNA polymerase II cis-regulatory region sequence-specific DNA binding; DNA-binding transcription factor activity, RNA polymerase II-specific. The record is from RefSeq and is a predicted model, not a curated record.
AUGGACCCUAACCCACCAUCCGGACCACCGGCUCCAGAGGAUCAUGUCCCAUUUCAAUUCGAUCAACCUGAGUCGACAUCACAGCCAACUAAUGAUUGGGCCGAUCUCUAUGGGAUGGACUUUUUCCACCCCAAUGUGUCAUUUUCAGGCCCGUAUAUGACACCUGCAGAAACCGAAAUGCCCAUCUUUGGAGACGGACCCUCGCUCAGCAAUAUAAAGGCUGAGCCAGACUUGGAACAAGACUCUACUCUUGUACAACCAGACUCGACGAUAGAGCCCAUACGGACACGAAGACGUACGAUAGGUGAUCCUGGAACUCCAAUACCCUCGGAAGCAGCCACCCCUAGCAUGAAACGAGCUGCCAGAGCGUGCAGCGACCCCUUAACCCCAGCCGAAUCACUAUCCGCAAGUUCAGCAGCAAUACCGAAUCGCCAUCAGAGCCAGAACCAGAAUCAAAUCAGCAGGGAGAAGAAUCGUGUAGCUGCGAGCAAAUGCCGGAAAAAGAAGAAACAGGAAGAGAAGGCAAUGGAGCAGAAAAAGAACGUGCUGGAGCGAGAACAGACAAUGCUCAAAAGCACAGUAAAGCAAUUGGAGGAAGAAGUCCUCGCCCUCAAGACCAUGAUUCUGCAGCACGGAACGUGCAACUUUCCACCGAUACAAAACUACAUCAACGCCGCCGCGUUGCGACUUCAGGCGUCGGCUCCAAAUGGCUUUGCCACUGCAGUGUAA